Oncorhynchus nerka (sockeye salmon) is the source of this 5028-nucleotide messenger RNA. RefSeq names its product leucine rich repeat and Ig domain containing 1b (gene lingo1b). NCBI's taxonomy places the organism in Eukaryota, Metazoa, Chordata, Actinopteri, Salmoniformes, Salmonidae. The record is from RefSeq and is a predicted model, not a curated record. The transcript has 2 exons. The coding region runs from base 271 to 2142 and encodes 623 amino acids. Gene Ontology annotation, molecular function: protein binding. Gene Ontology annotation, cellular component: plasma membrane.
GCUCGGUGCAGCAUGUAUGUUAGAGUGUCUGAGACACCGGAGCCUGUGUUUACAUGCAAGCCUAUCAGUGGAGGUGGAUUUAGAGCAUCUGGAGGACCCAGGCAUCUCCCAUGCUCCUCACCGGGGACUCACCUCCUUUUAUCUCGCCUCGGGUAUCCCAUUUCUCCCUUUGAAUCCUCCUUUCAAUGGCCUCUUCAAUCUCUGCCCUGCUCUCUGAGGCAUUUUGGAUUUCCUUGGCAACGUGGAGCAGCUUAAAUUAGAAUUCUGUGCAUGACGGUCCUGGUAAGCAGUAGAAUGGUGUCCGGGGAGGCAGGUGGGCACAGCUACCUGGUGGCGUGCUGGCAGCCCAUCCUGGUCCUAAUGCUGGGCACUGUCCUCUCCGGCUCCACCACCGGCUGCCCGUCCCGCUGUGAGUGUAAUGCUCAGGAACGUUCCGUGGUGUGCCAUCGACGGAGGCUGGCCUCGUUUCCCGAGGGCAUCCCCAUCGAGACGAAACUACUGGACCUCAGCAAGAACCGUCUGAAAAGCCUGGGGCCUGAGGAGUUCAUCAACUACCCACAGCUGGAGGAGCUGCAGCUCAAUGAGAACAAUAUCUCUUCCAUGGAGCCCGGGGCUUUUAGCAACCUUGUCGGCUUGCGGACUCUGGGGCUGCGCAACAACCAGCUUAAGCUAAUCCAGUUGGGAGUGUUCACAGGCCUCAGCAACCUCACCCAGCUGGACAUUAGCGAGAACAGAAUUGUCAUCCUGCUGGACUACAUGUUCCAGGAGCUGUACAAUCUGAAGGCUCUGGAAGUCGGCGAUAACGACCUGGUGUUCAUCUCUCACCGAGCGUUCCACGGCCUCAGCAGCCUGGAACAGCUGACCAUGGAGCGGUGCAACCUGACCUCGGUGCCCACUGAGGCCCUGAGCCAUCUGCACAACCUGCUGUCGCUGCGACUACGCCACCUCACCGUCAAUGCUGUCAGGGAUUACUCCUUCAAGAGGCUGGAACGCCUGAGGGUGUUAGAGAUCUCCUACUGGCCCUACCUGGACACCAUGACCUCCAAAUGCCUGUACGGCCUCAACAUCACCUCCCUGACCAUCACAAACUGUAACCUCACUGCCAUCCCUUACCAGGCCAUCCGACACCUUGGGCACCUUCUCUUUCUCAACUUGUCUUUUAAUCCCAUUCACACGGUGGAGGGGAACAAGCUGCACAAUCUAAUGAGGCUCCAGGCCUUCCACUUGGUAGGAGGGAGAUUAGCCACAAUUGAGCCCUACUCCUUCCGGGGCUUGAACCAUCUCCGAGUCCUCAACGUAUCCAGCAAUAGCCUGAGCACCCUGGAGGAAUCUGUGUUUCACUCCGUGGGGAACCUGGAGACCCUGGCACUGUACGGGAACCCACUGGCCUGCGACUGCCGACUGCUCUGGGUCUUCCGUCGCCGCUGGAGGCUCAACUUCAACCGGCAGCAGCCCUCCUGCUCUUUGCCCGAGGCCGUGCAGGGCAAGGAGUUCAAAGACUUCCCCGACAUACUCCCCUCCAAUUCCUUCACCUGCCAGAAGUCCAGGAUACAAGACCACAAGGCACUGCAGAGGCACGUAGACGAGGGCACAACGGUCCAUUACACAUGCCAGGCGGACGGCGACCCAGCCCCCGUGAUCAUGUGGCUGUCCCCCAAGAAGCAGUUCAUCACCACCAAGUCCGUGGGGCGUCUCAGCGUGUCCCCCGAGGGCACGCUAGAGGUGCGCUACGCCCAGAUCCAGGACAACGGUACCUACCUGUGCAUCGCCAGCAACGCCGCAGGGAAUGACACCAAGCCUGCCCACCUGCAUGUGCACAGCUACUCGCCCAACUGGCCGCACCAGCCCAACAAGACGUUUGCUUUCAUCUCCAACCAGCCCAGCGAGGACGGGGCCAACGGGACCCUGGCCCAGGUUCCCUUCCCAUUCGACGUGAAGACUCUGAUCAUCGCCACCACCAUGGGAUUUAUCUCGUUCCUCGGCGUCGUCCUCUUCUGUCUCGUCAUCCUCUUCCUCUGGAGCAGAGGAAAAGGCAACGUCAAGCCAAACAUAGAGAUUGAGUAUGUACCGCGUAAGGCGGAGGCAGGUGAGAGUAGUCCAACCGGCGAUGCGCCACGUAAAUUCAACAUGAAAAUGAUGUGAGACUCAAGCUUACUGACUUCAAAAUGAGGGUGGACACACUAUAUUCUCUUUAAAUAUAUGUGGAAUUUAUGAGAGAUAGACAUCUUGAUACUAUACCCAAGACUGUUUUACCUUCAGGGACUGAAUCUUAAACAGCGUGUUGGAGUGUUGGAUUUAAAAGUAUUCAAAUCUCUGUGUGUUUUUAUGGGCAAUAGUCAUAAAGAAAAUAAGCCAGUCAUGUUUUAUGCUCCUUUCAACCUGAAAAGGGAGAUUGUCUUUAUCUGGUCUUUUGAUUAUUUUAUUUUCUCUGUGUCUUGUUCUUCUUACCAUGUACAAUGAGCAAAGGAAUGGUCGCAAUACCACUUAAAGGGGUAGUUCACAAAAAUACUGAAAUUGACAGCAGCAACGGUAAGAGGAAUAUCAUGUCAAUUUGUUUGAACUAUACCUUUAAUGGUUAUGGGUUUUGAGCAUAUUACUGUAUUAUGAGCAGGCGCAAUUCAAGCAAUGUACGUACAGUGCAUUCGGAAAGUAUUCAGACCCCCUUGAUUUUUUCCAAAUGUUGUUACGUUAAAGCCUUAUUCUAAAAUGGAUUAAAUAGUUUUUUUUAACUCAUCAAUGUACACACAACACCCGAUAAUAACAAAGCAAAAACAGGUUUUCAGGCCCUUUACUCAGUAAACACCGGUAUUUGGGGAGUUUUUCCCAUUCUUCUCUGCAGAUCCUCUCAAGCUCUGUCACGUUGGAUGGUGAGCGUCGCUGCACAGCUAUUUUCAGGUCUCUACAGAGAUGUUCGAUGGGGUUCAAGUCCAGGCUCUGGCUGGGCCACUCAAGGACAUUCUGAGACUUGUCCCGAAGCCACUCCUGCGUUGUCUUUGCUGUGUGCUUAGGGUCAUUGUCCUGUUGGAAGGUGAACCUUCACCCCAGUCGAGGUCCUGAAUGCUGUGGAGCAGGUUUUCAUCAAGGAUCUCUUUGUACUUUGCUCCGUUCAUCUUUGCCUCGAUCCUGAUUAGUCUCCCAGUUUCUGCUGCUGAAAAAAAUCACCACAGCAUGAUGCUGCCACCACCAUGCUUCACCGUCGGGAUGGUGCCAUGUUUCCUCCACACGUGACGCUUGCCAUUCAGGCCAAAGAGAGUGUUUAGGUGCCUUUGGCAAACUACAAGCCGGCUGUCAUGUGCCUUUUACUGAGGAGUGACUUCCGUCGGGCCACCGUACCAUAAAGGCCUGAUUGGUGGAGUGCUGCACAGAUGGUUGUCCUUCUGGAAGGUUCUCCCAUCACCACAGAGGAACUCUGUCAGAGUGACCAUCGGGUUCUUGGUCACUUCCCUGACCAAGGCACUUCUCCCCCCAUUGCUCAGUUUGGCAGUGAGGCCAGCUCUAGGAAGAGUCUUGGUGGUGCCAAACCUCUUCCAUUUACGAAAGAUGGAGGCCACUGUGUUCUUGCAAUGCUGCAGAAAUGUUUGGUAUCCUUCCCCAGAUCUGUGCCUUGACACAAUCCUGUCUCUGAGCUCUACGGACAAUUCCUUCGACCUCAUGACUCGGUUUUUGCUCUGACAUACACUGUCAACUGUGCGACCUUAUAUAGACAGGUGUGUGCCCUUCCAAAUCAUGUCCAAUCAAUUGAAUUUACCACACGUUGACGACAAUCAAGUUGGAGAAACAUCUCAAGGAUGAUAAAUAGAAACAGGAUGCAAAUAAUUUUUUGAAUUUGAAUACAUUUUCAAAAAAUUCUAAAAACCUAUUUUCGCUUUGUCAUUAUGGGGUAUUGUGAUGUCAUUAUGGGGUAUUGUGAUGUCAUUAUGGGGUAUUGUGAUGUCAUUAUGGGGUAUUGUGAUGUCAUUAUGGGGUAUUGUGUGUAGAUUGAUUAAGAUUUUUAUUUAUUUAAUCCAUUUUAGAAUAAGGCUGUAACGUAACAAAAUGUGGAAAAAGUCAAGGGGUCUGAAUACUUUUCGAAUGCACUUAAGAGAUAAAAGUAAGCUAGAAAGGCAUAGAAUGGCAUAUUCUAAGUUGUAAAACAAUAUAUAUAUUAUGCUUGACAAUCAUCAAAAUCACAAAGGUCAUCGGUAUAAAUCACGGAAUAAGUACAAUGUAAAAUAUCAGCAAUGAAGUUAGGGUCCUCUGAUGCCAUUUUGUCUACUUAAUGUGCAGUGGCUCAAAUCCUUUCCUAGCAAACUAGGAACAUUCCCUGAACAUUAGCUAAGAUUCCCCUUAAGUUCUAGUUAGGGUCUUAGGAUGAUUAACAUCCCAAAAACAUUCAAAUAAUGUUUUUGUUAACAAAAUCAUUUUGUACAAUUUUUUUUUUUUUUAAUGAAAUAUCCUUGGAAUGUUCUCCUAACAUUCCCUAAAAUGUUGUGCACAACAUCUGUAAGAAACACCACAGAACGUUCCCCAAACGUUCUCAUUAGGUUACCAGGUAAUGUAAUAACACAAUGUAGCAGUAAUGGUUUUUACAACAUACGGCCGCAACAAAAUAUGAGAGCAUCGUUCUGGGAACAUGCUGUGCAAAAUGCAAACGUUUUAUACAAACAUUGUAUAACCAUCAGCACAAGUGGACAGUUUUUUUGUGUUAUGAGAACAUUUGCCGCAACGUAACAAAUGUUCUGGGAACUUUCACAAAAUUAAUUUUGGUUUGCUGGGUUGUUUGUAUAAUCACAAACAUGCUUCAAAUGAUAAGUGUGAUAUUCAAUUUGAAGCCCUAUGUUUUCUUUGUCAGUGUGUUCUCCUGUUUGCAGUGAUCAGGAACCAGUUGUUGUAAAACAGUUGAUGUGUUAACAGGGUUUUAUGUGGUGAAAUACAUUUUACAGCCAUAGUCUGCUCUGAAAGUAAUGUGUUCAUAAACCCUUAAACCGCCGGUUAUGAAAUCAUGGACGGAAUGGGAGCAUAUUAAAACAAUAAAGUUUUAUACAGUAA